Messenger RNA from Closterium sp. Yama58-4, 492 nucleotides. The record is from the annotation of a GenBank genome assembly. Lineage: Eukaryota; Viridiplantae; Streptophyta; Zygnematophyceae; Desmidiales; Closteriaceae.
AUGGAGCAGAUCCUCAUUUACGAGCUCAUGCCCAACAACGACCUUGAGAGCUGGAUUGGUCUUGAUGUCCCUGACCCUCUUUCACUUCGCCAAAGGCUGGACAUUCUGAUAGGAGUGGCAAAUGGUUUGAAAUAUCUUCAUGACUUCGGCAUUGUACAUCGUGACAUCAAGCCUGCCAACAUUCUCCUUGAUGCAAAAAUGCAGGCCAAGAUUGCGGACUUCGGACUUGUGAAGUUAAGUGGAGGCACCGCUUUGGGCGAGUCUGUAGCGGCCACUAAAGUGAUGGGAACACCAGGCUAUGUGGACCCUGCCUACUACAAGUCUCACAAGGCCACUCUAGCUGCAGAUGUGCACAGUUUUGGCGUGGUGAUGUUGGUGGUUAUCACGGCGCGCAAGGCUGUGCAUGUUACAGGGGACAACCAGAUCAGUCUCAAGCAAUGGGUGAGACACAGUGAACAAUGGUAUCCCAAGGCUAGCGGAGUCGUUUCCUAG